Molecule: messenger RNA, 559 nt
Organism: Cylindrotheca closterium
Lineage: Eukaryota; Bacillariophyta; Bacillariophyceae; Bacillariales; Bacillariaceae
Source: the annotation of a GenBank genome assembly
AUGGUAUUUGAUGUCAAACUUGGUGAAAACUUCCAACGAAAGGCUCGAUAUUGCGCUGAUGGACACAAAACAGAAGCGCCAGCAGCACUGACAUACAGCACUGUGGUAGCCCGAGAUUCUGUACGAAUAUUACUCACCAUUGCAGCAUUGAAUGGUUUGGAUGUCCAGUGCGCUGACAUUCAAAAUGCUUUCCUCACCGCACCCAAUCUUGAAAAGUGUUACAUGAUUGCGGGCCCUGAAUUUGGAGACGAGGAGGGUAAAACAUUCAUUGUUAGGCGAGCAUUAUAUAGUUUGAAAUCUGCUGCGAUAGCAUUCAGGUCCCACCUUGCAGAGACAUUGGAGAACUUGGGAUUUUACUCAUCAUAUGCCGAUCACGAUGUUUGGAUGCCAGCAGCUAUCAAACCAGACGGGGAAGAAUACUACGAAUAUAUCUUGUGUUAUGUUGAUGACAUCUUGUGCAUGUCUGAAAACGCUAAAGAUGUUAUGGAACAGAUAAGCUACAAAUUCAAGUUCAAGAAGGACAAGAUUGAACAGCCUGAAAGCUACCUUGGAGCGGGUG